Molecule: messenger RNA, 2911 nt
Organism: Pyrgilauda ruficollis (rufous-necked snowfinch)
Lineage: Eukaryota; Metazoa; Chordata; Aves; Passeriformes; Passeridae
Gene: ST6GAL1
Product: ST6 beta-galactoside alpha-2,6-sialyltransferase 1
Exons: 8
Coding region: 575-1816 (413 amino acids)
Molecular function (GO): sialyltransferase activity
Source: RefSeq, a predicted model, not a curated record
UCGCUGCCGGGCAGCCGCUCCUCCUCCCCGCAGCUAUGCCGUGAGGGGCGGAGGAUGAGGAAGGCGAGGAGGAUGCCCCAUGCCCGCCGAGCAGCCGGGCUGGCGGCGGCGCCUCCCCCGCGCGGCGGCCCCCGCCUCCCCUCGCCUCAGCGCCUUAAAUGCCUCGGCCGCGGCGGCAACAAAGGCGGGCGGCGGCUGUGAGUGAGGGGCCGGCCGAGGGUCGGCGAGGCGGGGCUGGCGGCUAGAGAACUCAAUUAAAAGGGACAUGGGAGCAUGAAGAAUUGCAUGGAGAGCACAGAUGUGCUGCCCGUGGUGGCAUCUCCUACAGCUCUUACCUGGCAAUCUGCUGCUGCCUGGAAGGGGUUGACAGGAACCUCUGUGGACAGCAAAGGAACCUGGAGAUGAAGGUAUUUCUUGAACUCUUCAGCACAUCACAGAACUGUUGUUUUGGGAUAUCCUGCUUAAGCCCUCGGAGGAAAAUCUGCCAACAGCCAAAAAUGACUUGAGUUGGAGAGCUGCUGCUUUAUCCACAGGGCAAGCUUCCAGUGUCCCAUCUGGGGAUGCACCGUGCACUAUGGUUCACAUCAAUGUGUUGAAAAAGUUCAUGUGUGUUCUUGUGGUGGUACUGGUAGCACUGACAGUUUGCCUGUGGAGAGAAACCAGAAGAAGCUACUAUGAUCCUUUGAAGACCAGGAAUGAUGAUUUGCAGGGGCAUAGGAGCUUGGAGAAAUGGAACACUGUUAAAUCACAAGGCCUUUUCCAUGAAGCAGCCAGUGAACUGGGGCAGGUAUCCAAAAUGUGGCUUGGUCCCCAAAACAAAGUAAAAGGUAGCACGUCUGAAACAGCUGAAAAGUCCAAGAAAGCAGCCUUUGGGAAGGUAUGGGAUAAGGACAGCUCAUCCAGAAAUCUCAUACCCAGGCUGCAGAAGGUCAGGAAAAACUACCUGGCCAUGAACAAGUACAAUGUGACUUACAACGGGAAGAGGAAUGCUAAGCUCAGCCCAGAGAAGUUGCUGUGCCAGCUGCGGGACAGAGUCAAUGUGACCAUGAUCCAGAGGUCGGAUGGUCCUUUCCGUACCUCUGAGUGGCAGCAGUACUUGCCAGGGAAAAGCCUCAGUGAAGCAGUGGGACACCUGGGUCGCUGUGCUGUCGUGUCCUCAGCAGGGUCUCUGAAAUCAUCUCGCUUGGGACAAGAGAUAGACAGCCACGACGCCGUCCUGCGGUUCAAUGGGGCUCCUGUCAGGGGCUUUCAAGAUGAUGUGGGGCAGAAGACAACAAUUCGUCUUGUGAAUUCCCAGCUUGUAACUGUUGAAGAGCAGCAGUUCCUGAGGGAACCUUUAUAUAACACUGGAAUUUUAAUUGUCUGGGAUCCAGCACCAUAUCAUGCAGAAAUUCAUGAGUGGUACAGAAAACCAGAUUACAACUUUUUUGAAAGCUAUAAGGCGUAUCGUAGAGCACAUCCAGAGCAGCCCUUCUAUAUCCUGAAUCCCAAAAUGCAGUGGCAACUCUGGGACAUUCUGCAGGAGAAUUCCCUGGAGCAUAUUCAGCCUAAUCCACCAUCAUCAGGAAUGCUUGGCAUCGUGCUCAUGAUGACGCUGUGUGACCAAGUGGACGUGUACGAAUUCCUCCCUUCCAAGCGGCAGACAGACAUCUGUCACUAUUACCAGAAGUUCCACGACCACGCCUGCACCAUGGGAGCUUACCACCCCCUCCUGUUUGAGAAGAACUUGGUGAAGCACAUGAACCAGGGCACGGAUGAGGACAUCUACACUCACGGCAAAGUCACCCUGCCUGGCUUCCGAAAAGUGCAUUGCUGACAGAUUGGUUUUACUGUGUUUAGUUUUCCUUGACUUUCAAAGCACUUUCUAAAUCAGGGUUGUCAGAUUUGUUAGGUCUAAGCACUGGUGUGUUUUGACAGCUCUUCCAUGUAGCAAGGCUUGCUCUUAGGACUUUGUUGACCAACUGUGAGCUGUAAGGCUCACUGUGGUACAGCCACUGACCUGCAUGAGUCACUGCAAUAAAUGGACUCCCACUGGAGCCAGGCUCUUGCAGCACGUGGAUACCUCUGGCUUCAUCUCAUCUGAUGACGGGUUAGGGGAGGCACAGGAGAGGCUUUCUAAGCAGAGAUUGCACAAGUCGGGAUCGUACAAUGAACAUAGUUUGGUUUGCUUCAAAGGGGUUGUGACAGCCAAAACCCUGGGCCAUUGGGAAACAUGAAAAAUCGUUUAAAAUUUGUUCCUAUAGUCAGGGGCUCUUCAGAGUAGGGAUGAUUUAUGGAAAUGCUGUCAGGCUGUGUAAUGAUAAGCGACACAUCUAAUCCAAAAUAUUUGAUUUUAUAAACAGUCUGUGAACUUCCAAAUUGUAAGACUUCUGGAACCACUCAGGUGACAUUUUUGGCAAAGGAAGAGGAAAGCAAUUCAUAAUUCAGUGAAUCUUGCAAGAGUUUUUAAUCUUCUUUUUUUUUAAUAAUUUAAAAUAAAUUUUAGCAAUCAUUUACUUUUCCAGUACAGUGCUGGGCUUGGUACAGAAGAAUCGUUAUUAUCGGAAAGGUUUUGGCACAAAUGGGAGAACACACUGGAAGUCGGUGCCUUUUUCCAUCUCUCUGCUCCUCUACCUUUGCAAUUGUUGAAUUACUUGCUGUACCCAUUGACACAAACACCACAGAGCUGCUGCUAGAUGAGUUCCAGCCCUCUGCAGGCCAACAGAGGGGCUCUCUCAACUGCUGUGUGCUUUUCUGCAUAGGUGGGGAGCAGGUUUGCCACUUCCAUGAUUCAGGAGUGAUGGGGAGGGAGAGCGUGCUCUACAGUCUCAGGGUGUUGGUGAAAACACCUUCCCUGUCUUCUGUACUCGAGUGUUUCAUCAGGUCUGUAAAGAAAGCUUUCUCCUGUUUUGAAUAAAUCCUGUGAAGUCAU